CGGCCCCCGAACCCGACAAGGCACUCCAGGCACAGGGACCCGCCGCGCUGGCCUCCCACUCCCCCGCCCUUGCCGGGGGGCCUGCCAUCCGCCGGGGCCGCCCCGCGGCGCCGAGAGGCGUGGCCGACCUGCGCGGACCUGGCGGCCAUGGCCUCAAUGGUGGAGUACAAGGGGCUCAAGGAUGGCUACCACUGCGGCUACUGCGACUCCAAAGAGGGCAAGGCGUCCUGCGGCAUGUGGGCACAUUCCCUGACAGCACAGGAUUAUCAGGAUCUUAUAGACCGAGGUUGGCGAAGAAGCGGGAAAUAUGUGUACAAACCUGUCAUGAAUCAAACAUGUUGUCCUCAGUAUACAAUAAGGUGCCGACCUUUGCAGUUUCAGCCAUCAAAAUCUCACAAGAAGGUUUUGAAAAAAAUGUUGAAAUUUCUGGCUAAAGGGGAUGUUUCCAGAGGAAGUUGUGAGGAUGAGCCUAUGGAUUCCACAGUGGAGGAUGCUGUUGCUGGUGAUUUUGCGUUAAUAAAUAAAUUGGAUAUACACUGUGACCUUAAAACACUACGUGAUGACCUCAAAGAGAGCUUAGAGAGCGAAGAGAAGAAAGGAGGAAACCCAAAGAAAGAAGAAUCUACUGAAUUAAUUCAGUCGCAACAUAUAGAAGAGAAGUUGGGCUCUGGCGAACCAUCACAGUCGGUUAAAGUUCAGACUGUCCCUAAGCCAGGCAAAGGGGCUGAUUUGACUAAGCCUCCAUGUCGAAAAGCAAAGGAAAUCCGGAAAGAAAGGAAGAGGUUAAAGCUCAUGCAGCAAAGCCCAGCUGGGGAACUGCAGGGUCUCCAGGCUCAAGGCGAACUGCCAUCUUUGAUCCCACCAAAGUCUAAAUCCAACCAGACCAAAUCCCUUGAAGAUUUCAUUUUUGAACCUUUACCAGAGGAUGCAUCACACAAGUUAGAGGUGAGGGUGGUGAGAUCAUCUCCACCAAGUUCUCAGUUCAAAGCCACAUUUCAAGAGUCUUAUCAGAUCUAUAAACGUUACCAGAUGAUUGUUCACAAGGAUCCACCUGAUAAGCCAACUGUGAGCCAGGUGAGGUUAGUACCUGUCUCUUUUGAGGACCCAGAGUUCAAGUCGUCCUUCAGCCAGUCCUUUUCUUUAUAUGUCAAGUAUCAAAUGACCAUACACCAGGAUCCGCCUGAUGAAUGUGGGGAGACUGAGUUCACAAGAUUCCUUUGCAGCUCACCUUUGGAGGCAGAGAACCCUCCGGACGGGCCGGACUGUGGUUACGGCUCCUUUCACCAGCAGUACUGGCUCGAUGGGAAGAUCAUUGCCGUGGGUGUGAUUGAUAUCCUUCCGCACUGCGUGUCUUCUGUGUAUUUGUACUAUGAUCCUGAUUAUUCCUUUCUGUCUUUGGGCGUCUACUCUGCACUGCGAGAAAUUGCUUUCACUAAGCAACUUCAUGAGAAAGCGUCUCAACUCAGUUAUUAUUAUAUGGGUUUCUACAUUCAUUCAUGUCCCAAAAUGAAAUACAAGUGGAUGAAGGCCGGAGUAAGGAUCCUGACCGGCUGCAGGUGUUCUACAAGAAAGCCAUUAUGCCUUACGGCGUGUACAAGAAGCGGCAGAGAGACCCCAGCGAGGAAGCCACUGUGCUGCAGUACGCGCGCCUGGUGGGGCAGCGCUGCGCCGAGAGCAUGCUGCUCUUCCGGAGCUGAGAGGCGCUCGCGUGCGUGCGCGCCCCCGCGUCCUCCCGUGUGGACUUCCGGGUCCUGGCGCGCACUCUUCACCUCGGGAACCCUGCACAGUCCAGCCCCCAGGCGUUCUCAUUUUCACCGUUCCACAGCUUUUCUGAAAGAUUUUGUGGCAAUGUAUUUGUGAGGUUCUCGUGAUUAAUGUAAAGAUUUUUAAAAUAUGUUAUGGCCGAGCCUCCUCAUUGGGUUGAUCAUUUAGGGGGUGUGUUUUAUGAACAAGAUGUGCUGAAUUUCCUUUGUCGUUCAUAUUUUGGAAAGUAAAAAUUAGGAAGUCAACGAAAGUAAUUUAAAUCGCAGUUACGCUUUUUUUUUUCCCAAUUGGAGAAAUUGAAACAAACUUCCCUCAGACCCAUUUAAGAUAUUAGUUUAUGUUAGAAAACCUUAAGCAAAGGGAAGAAGGUUGAAAGUCUGUUUUAUCACUUAGAAAAUCUAAGACAGCGAAACUAUGUUGUUACUUACUGUUCAGUAUUACUGCCUAAGAUUAUAUUAUGUAGCUUAAUAGAGAACUUGAAAAAAGAAAAUACAAACCAAAAAAAAAAAAAAGAUCUUGUAUCAGCAUCAGUGUCUGCUUGCCCAGGACAGCUCGGUUCAUGCCUCUUCUCUUGGCGUGGUUUUUCUCCCGUGAAUAAUUGUUACUAGUGCUCCUUUUUUUCUCAGAAGUAUCCCAAUAUGGACAAUAAAAUGUUAUGCAUUAUAUUAUUUGCUGUAUUUCCAAAAAUCUAAGAAAUUGAGUUUUGCUUUUUAAAAGGUGGCUCCUGCCUUGAUUUAAGCCCCAUGAAGUGUAAAUACACGCUAAUUUUCCAUUCCCAGGACUCAGGAUACUUGUCUUUGGUUGUUGAUGAAAAUGAGUUACUCUUGGACUAUUUUUAUAGCCAUGCCAAGAAUCACAUUUGAUUAAGUUCAGGGAUCAUUUUGACCUCUGUUCUGGAGCAAAAAGUGAAACAGUCCACUCCUUGCCCCUUGCUGUGGGAGUCAGGGAGGAGAUGCUACCCUCGGUAACUGGGAGCAGAGACUGCCCUUUGUCUGGUUCGGUCUUUCACUCAUUCAGCAGAUGUCCCCUGUCCACCCUUGUCAUGUAGCAGGCACUGUGCUAGGUACGAAGAUGAGCCAGACCUGGGCCUUCAGGAGGCCCCAGACAGGAGGAGACGCAGACGCAUCCAUUAAUGUUACAGAGAGGUGGGCGCAGCCAUGGAGGUGUGCUAGAGAUGUGGUGAAGAACAGGGGAGGGUUAUUUUCUUGGGUUCCCUUUUUCAGCGAAUCCCAAACUUCUGCUGCCAGCUGUGUGGCCGUGGAGCCCUUAUCAGCCCCCAUUUGGCCUAUUUUUCUAUUGAUUUUUUUUUAAAAAGCCAUAUUAUAAUGCUCAGUAGACUGAAUCCCACUAUUGUAGUCAGUUAAAUAUGUGAUUUUAAACUUUCUCCACAAUUCAUUGAAUUUAGAUACAUUAAAAAAUAACCUUCAGCUAGUCAGAAUGUGAGGAAGGAUUAUAAAAUGAUGUUUCAGAAUGAAAUGUCUAGUAAUUCAACAUUGAAAUAAACUGUAUUUAUGCACUCAGAGAGAGAGAGAGAGUGUGUGUGUGUGUGUGUGUGUGUGUGUGUGUGUGUAUAACAUCUGCCAUCUGCCAGGUAGUUUGCUAACUGCAGAUAGAAUAGUGAGCAAAAACGUUUCCUCUGAUCGCACGGAUCUCACGUUCUUCUGGAAUUUUGUCCUUCAACAUAGUCUCCCAAGACCAUAUGAAGGAUUCUUCUUUGAAACUGCCUUCAGAAUCCAUGGAGCAUUCUUCUUUUUUUCCUUUGCAUAAAUAGGAAAGUAAAAAUAAUCUGAAAUCCCACCACAUCCAGAGAGAGAGAGAGAAAGCCAGAGAAUUGAGACACACACACACACAUAAUUUUAAUGUAAGUAAAAUUGUACUCAACAUGGUCUUUGAUUUCCUCAAGAAUAAGUUACGAGCACAUAUCUGAAAGAAAUUUCAGAAAAUGUUUUGAGUCCCGUCAGUAUUGUUAAAAUAAGUAGGGCCCAGUCAGUACAUGGUGCGUAUGGCAUUUGGAUUUCCAGGUUGUUGAUGUUACCAGCUUGAUUACAUCCAACUUUUAUCUUAGAGAUUAGCUUGUGGAACGAUCUUCACAAAGGUCACAACUCUUGAGUGUCAAAUGAAGAGAAACUUGAAUCUUACCACAACUCUUGUGUCUUCCUGCAGAUUCCGUUUGGAGUUCCUUCAGAGGAAAAUGAUUAACCACCCCUGCCCGGGAAUCAUGGUGUUGACCCUUGAGGGUGGUUUUAUAGGUUGGCUCCAUGAAGCCCCAGAAUGAGUUGGGCAUGAAGUUUCUUUUACUCGGUUACUAUUGGGCAUUAUUGUUUUGAGAAUAGAUAGUGCAUUGCCUUAAUGAGCAGGGUGUCUUCACAGGAGAGUUAUUUGUUCUUUUGAAUCCUAGCUGAGUGAAUAUUGAUAACGGGCUAGAAAAAGACUGUCAAGAGAAGGGACUCAGUUUUGUCAGCUGAUGAGCAAUCUAGCUGAGAAAUCUGAUUUUAUGUUAAUGGAUUUCAUCUCAAGAAGAUGCAGUAGAGACUUUCAAAGACAAGUUAUGAUGAUUAUCAUUUCAAGGUAGGAAACUGUGUCUGCAAUCUUUGUAUUGGCAUCCUCUUCUGAUUUCAAAUAAGUUCACACCUUCCUCCCUGGCUUGGGAACAAAGAUGUAAUAGAGAUUCCUCAUGCUCCCAUCUUUAUUUAAAGAUCUUCAUUUCAUUCACCAACUUUAUUUCAGUUCUGUGAGGUUUUCAUGAUCUUAUUUUUCAAAUGUAACCUGAGCACUUUUUUACUUUCUAAAAGAUAGCAGCUUUUCUCAGAUGAAUAUAUGCUUUGUUUAAAAUUAUUUAGAUAAGAAAUUAUUGCUGUUUACACGUGUUUUCAAAAUGGCUAUCCUAUUUUUUUAAUCCAUUUUGCAAAUAUUAGAUGUGUGUGUUUUCUUAACAUAUUGGAAUCUAUUAUGUAAAUAAACGAUUUCAGAUUUAUGAACAGGAUAUGGUUUGAUAUAUAGGCAUUUGUAUUGUUUCAGGAUAAAUAAAGGUUAGAAAGAAUGUUAUGACCCGUUGACUCAAGUGUAUCUGUUAGUGCUAACUUAAAAGAAGGAAAUGAAAUGGAAACAGUUGGGAAAUGUUGGAAUCAGGAGUUAUUCAAGUGUGCAUUCUUUUCCAAAAGGAAGCCAGCGACUGACUCUAAGGCAAAAGAAGUUUGAUUGCAUGUGUUAUUUUUUUUUUUUUUUGCUCUUGUUUAUGCUUUUUGAACAGUUCAUUUGAUAAAACUUGAAUGGAAAAAAUAAUAAAGCUAUUUCUGUCUGCAGUGGCUCUUGCUGGUCAAUACUUAAAAGACAUAUGUUUCCAUCUUUUUAAUUUUUGAAUAAAUUUCACCUGCAGUGACUAUGCAGCAAUCAGAGGUAAAAUGUUGACUGACAGUGUGAAUCGAACAUUUUUCAUCUCCAGUUAUUGGAAUUCCACAUCAUCUGGUUACCUAGGUCAGCACAUGGUGGAUUCCUUUCUCGGGAAUAAAAUAAUGUAAAAUAGCUCUCAUUUUAAGCAAAGUUCUGGAUUUUCACAAGAUCAUUAGGGAAUAGAUAUUCAUUUAUCCAAAGGGAUUUGAACUAAAAUUUAGCGAGAAAACUCUCCAAGAAAAUUUUAACUUUCAAAGUUUAGAGAAAUAUUCAUAAAUAUCUUGUAAAGCAAAGUAUGCUUUGUUAAUAGUCUGUGUUUAUGGAAUAUAUUUACAAGUAUUCUAUCUUUUUACAACAAAGAGGAUCUGAUAGGUUGGGAUAAAAUGUAUCCUAUUUUCCAAGUGACUUUACUCCCACUGACUCUUUUUUUUCCUAGAAUGGAAAUAGCUUUAUUGUUUUCCUUAUUUUCAAUGGACAGCGUUUGCCAGAGAAUAUUUAGACUACAUAGAAAAGAAUACCAGAGAAAAUAAAAAUCAGUUAUAAUCCCAUCACUACUACUGACUACUGUUGCCAUCUUGGUGUAUACCCUUCCGGUCUUCUUCCUAUGUACAUAGAUAUAUAAGUUGUAUUUUAUUUUUAAAUAAAAAUGGAAUUGUUUGAUCUAUA
Messenger RNA from Trichechus manatus latirostris (Florida manatee), 5820 nucleotides. RefSeq names its product arginyltransferase 1 (gene ATE1). The record is from RefSeq and is a predicted model, not a curated record. Gene Ontology annotation, biological process: protein arginylation. Gene Ontology annotation, cellular component: cytoplasm. The coding region runs from base 148 to 1860 and encodes 570 amino acids. NCBI's taxonomy places the organism in Eukaryota, Metazoa, Chordata, Mammalia, Sirenia, Trichechidae. The transcript is spliced from 12 exons. Gene Ontology annotation, molecular function: arginyl-tRNA--protein transferase activity.